Messenger RNA from Ogataea angusta, 696 nucleotides. RefSeq lists its product as uncharacterized. The transcript has a single exon. The record is from RefSeq and is a predicted model, not a curated record. Bases 1 to 696 code for a protein of 231 amino acids. NCBI's taxonomy places the organism in Eukaryota, Fungi, Ascomycota, Pichiomycetes, Pichiales, Pichiaceae.
AUGAUCUCCCUCGACGUGCUGGCGACCGUCUUAUCGGUGAUAUCGACGGUCUCCUGGAUCAUGGCACAGGUGCCGCAGCAGUAUGAGAACUACAGAAACAAGAGCACCGACGGGAUCAGUGUUCAGUUUCUUGUUCUCUGGUUUUUCGGCGAUCUCACCAGCUUUGUCGGCUGCUAUCUGACCAAUCAGCUCCCGUUCCAGCUCUACCUCUCGUCGUACUUUCUGUUCAACGACCUGGUGCUGCUGUAUCAGUUUUUGCACUAUGGGGGCCGUUUGAGGGCCCAUUCCAUGGCAGCCAUGCUGCUUGUGCUAUGGUCGAGAUUUGUCCCUGUGCGGGCCGCCGACACCGCCUCAGCCACUGAGCACUCGUCAAUCGGCACCGCUGUUGCGUGGGGCUGUAUCUUUAUCUACCUCUCGUCCCGCGUACCGCAACUGAUAAAGAAUUACCAUAGAAAGUCGGUCCAGGGCAUCUCUCCUCUGCUGUUUGCGUUUGCGCUCAUGGGCAACCUCACGUACUCGCUCUCGAUCGUGUGCAACGCAGGGGCCCUCGCGGCUGGCGAAAGAGAACCGUUUCUCAGGACAGAGCUGCCCUACAUCCUUGGUAGCAGCGGAACGGUUUUAUUUGAUAUACUAUACUUCUACCAACGCUGGCUGUACGUGCGGCCGCACACAUACCUGGUGCUCGUGGAGGAGUGA